Molecule: messenger RNA, 1688 nt
Organism: Meloidogyne enterolobii
Lineage: Eukaryota; Metazoa; Nematoda; Chromadorea; Rhabditida; Meloidogynidae
Source: the annotation of a GenBank genome assembly
UUUUAAAUUCUUUAACAUUGAAAAUGUCCUUCAAGCUUAGAGAUAUUUUGCCAUCUCCCGUUAAUGUCCAACAACCAAAUGCCGAACUUUAUGCUAACGAUCCUUGGUUUAAAGGAAGAGAAGAUGCUUUUCAUGACAAAUUUGCUAAAGUUGUUGCUAUUAAAGAGCCGCCUCCAUACGGUCGACGACAAGGAUUUGUGCCCCGAACGCAGGAUGAUUUUGGGGAUGGAGGGGCUUUUCCAGAGAUACAUAUUGCUCAGUUUCCGAUCGGUAUGGGUGCGGAUAAGCCCGGUACGGGGGCUAAGAACACAGUUGCGCUUCAGUUUGACUCUGAGGGCAAACUUCGAUUUGAUGAGCUUACACGUCUUGGACAUGGAAAAGACAAGAUUGUCCAUUCCCGCCUUUCUGAUAUGAAAUCCAAACAUAUUGAUGAUGAAGAUGAGAGUUUCAAAAAACCAACAGACGAAGAAAUACAUGAAACAACAGAGACAACGCGUGCUGCUUUGGAAAAAAUUACAACAACAAAGGUCGCAGCAGCAUUACCAGUUCAACAUGCAAAAAAGACAGCGCCUCCACAAUUUAUUCGUUACACUCCUAGCCAACAAUCAGGCCUCCACGCAAGUGGAGCACAACAAAGAAUUAUUCGUUUGGUUGAAGAGCAGAAGGAUCCAAUGGAACCGCCACGUUUUCAAAUCAACCAGAAGAUUCCCCGUGCUCCGCCUUCUCCGCCUGCUCCAGUAAUGCACUCACCCACUCGGAAGGUCACCGCUAAGGAACAGGCCGAUUGGAAAAUUCCUCCAUGCGUCUCAAAUUGGAAAAAUCCAAAAGGGUACACUGUGGCAUUGGACAAACGUUUGGCUGCCGAUGGGCGCGGAUUGCAACAAGUUCACAUUAAUGAGGGCUUUGCUAAAUUUGCUGAAGCUCUUUCAAUUGCUGAACGGAAAGCGAGAGAAUCGGUCGAAACUAGGGCUCAGAUGGAACGACUAAUUGCCCAAAACAAGAAGACUGAACAAGAAAAAAGGAUGAGAGAAAUGGCACAAAGUGCCAGAAUUCAACGUUCUCAAGCCCUACGAAAAGCUGAAGCUGAUGAAGAUCACAAAUUAAUGGAAGAGGCAAAGGAGAGGGAAGCCAUUCGACGUGAUAGAGUUGAAGAUCACAGAAAAGAGAGGAAUAUUGCCCGUAGUAGACCUGACAAAUUGGAAAAGUUGAAACGGGAUAAGGAUCGUGACAUUUCCGAAAAAAUUGCGCUUGGCCUUCCUGAUUCACGUGCACGAGCGUCUGGUGAGACGCAAUUCGAUGCUCGUCUAUUUAAUCAAACAGGGGGACUUGACAGUGGUGGUAUUGAUGACGAGACUUACACAGCAUAUGACAAACCUUGGCGUCCACAAGAUAAUGUCCAACAACAUAUUUAUCGACCAAGAAAAGAUGUUGAUAGUGGUAUUUAUGGAGCUGAUUUGGAUAAAAUAAUCAAUACAAGUCGCUUUGUACCAGACAAAGGUUUCUCUGGAACUGAAGGGGAAGGAAGUGGUGCCCCUAGAGGAAGUGGACCUGUUCAGUUUGAACGAGAAGAAGAAGACAUUUUCGGAUUGGGUGAAUUAUUGCAAACAAGUUCAUCAGCUAAUACUGCAUCUUCAUCUUCAAAGCGCAAAGCACAAGAUGAAGGAAGUGCUAAAAGAAGUAGAAAAUAA